Molecule: messenger RNA, 969 nt
Organism: Salvia miltiorrhiza (redroot sage)
Lineage: Eukaryota; Viridiplantae; Streptophyta; Magnoliopsida; Lamiales; Lamiaceae
Product: F-box/kelch-repeat protein At3g23880-like
Exons: 1
Coding region: 1-969 (322 amino acids)
Molecular function (GO): protein binding
Source: RefSeq, a predicted model, not a curated record
AUGGAUAGCAAAAACACCAAACAAUCUCUGCAUCUUCCCGAAGAAAUCAUCGAAGAAAUACUGUCAAGACUUGCGGUGAAAUCGCUCUUGAAAUUCAGGUGCGUCUCGAAAUCAUGGCACUCUUUAAUUGGCUGCGAAAGAUUCGUAAAAAAACACCACCAAAAUUCAACAAGAAACACGACUUUAGCCCACCACAGGGUCUUGUUAAGCUCUCGUUACAAAGUAGAGCUGUCGCAGUGCCCUCUGCCAUCGUUAUUCGAUAAACACGACACUCCUGCUUUAAAAUGGGACUUUGCAACCGAUAUUUUUAUUGAUUCAAUAACUCUCGUGGGUUGCUGUAAUGGACUCGUUUGCAUCCUUUUAAAUCAUGAACAUGUUAUUCUGUGGAACCCAUCCACCAGAAUCUCGAGGAUAUUGCCUGAGACGCCUGGUUACAAGCAUUGGUUUUAUGGAUUCGGCUGCGAUGAGUCGAGUGGUGAUUACAAGGUUAUUGCUAGUGCUGAUGAACCAUUUGUGCGUAAAAAUAACAUAGCUAAAAUAUAUAGCUUGAAGACUGAUUCGUGGAAGGAAACAACGGGUCCUUGGGAACUUUUUAUGACGUUUCGCGCUGAGCAACGGGGAAUGUUAGCAAGUGGGAAGCUUCACUGGGAGAUUAUCAGUUACGGAAUUGUUUCUUUCGACUUGAAGGAGGAGGUGUUUGAAAUCGUUGAGGAAUCCUUUGAAGAAGAGCAUUUCGAUUGUGCUAUUACGACCUUGGCUGAAUCUGGCAUUGAUCAACUUUCAUUGAUGAAUGUACAGUGUCUGUUUAUUGAUGUGUGUCGGGAAUCAGCAGAAGUUUCAGCAUGCGAAGGUCUGCAAUUAAUAAAAUAUUCAACAUAUGAUUAUGGUAUCCACCUUCGUGGAUGGGAAUUCACAGAAGAUGCAUAUUAUGAUUGUCAUAUCUACGUUGAGAGUUUAGUCUCACCAUAG